Messenger RNA from Racocetra persica, 232 nucleotides. The record is from the annotation of a GenBank genome assembly. NCBI's taxonomy places the organism in Eukaryota, Fungi, Glomeromycota, Glomeromycetes, Diversisporales, Gigasporaceae.
AAAUUUUUUACUUCACAACUUGAAGAUUUUUGGAAUAAAGAUUUAAAUCUUGAAAUAGCUAAUAAUAAUAAAGAUAAUACAGAUAGUAGUUUAUCUGUUUCUUAUUGUAUAAGUGAUACAAUAUCUGAAAUGAAUAGAAACCAAGAAGUUAAUUUAGAUCCAGAGUUUAAACUUUUAUUAGAAAAACUUUAUGGGGCUUGCAAAAUACUUGUAGAACAGAUUCAAAAAUUCU